AUGACCGACACAUCGACAUUGUUACCACAGUUGUAUAGUAAAGACCCGAAUCAACUCUUCCGUGCGUUACAUGAGAUAGAGAGUACGAUAUCUACGACAUGGGCGGAGAUUACAGAAGAGCUUCCUCGUUUAGUUGAGAUAAGUGAGACGAGUGAUUCUCAGUUGCAGUCCAUAGCCAACUUUGUAGUGAGCAAAGCAUAUUUCUAUAUAGGGGAGUAUGACUCCGCAGUGACAUAUGCGUUGCGCUCGGGGGAGUACUUCCACUUUACUGGGAACACGGAUUAUGCUAACAAGAUGAUAACGCACUCCAUUGAGAUGUACAUCACCUUGAAGCACACGAGGAAGUCAAUUCCGAAUGAAUUAGAGAGUGUCAUCAACACCUUCUUUGAAGAGGGGAUCGCUGCGAAUGAGUUAUACAUCACAAUAGGAAUAGCUCUCGACGCGCAACGGGUCGAUGUCAUUAAAAGAGUCUUAGAAGUCGCGAGCGACAAAGAAAGUCUGUUGAAGUAUUUGCGGCGGAUCAUGUCGGACUUAGAAGUGAAUAACACGAUGAAAGGGAGUUUAAUGGAAGUCAUGUCUGAUUGUCUUUUAUCUCAGAAUCAAGUCGAUUUACAGUCAAUCAGUGAGUUUUGGAUGAAGACAAAUGACUCCGAUGGCUUCAUGACGAUGUUCAACAAAUUGAAUGAAGAAAUGAAGAUGCAAGUCCUUCUCGACUACGACGGGAUCCCACAGAAGUUUAGGAGCGAGUUAAUUAAGAAACUCCCCGCAGCGUAUACUCCUUAUAUUGACGGUAAAAUACAAGAGAAGUUGUACUUGAACUUCUUGUUCUCGCAGGACAAGACCGACAAUUUGCUGUUGAACAACAUCAAGUCGGCGACGUGUAUAAAAAACAGUAUGAUACAAAUGGCGGUGUUGUAUGCGAAUGCGUUCAUGCACUACGGAACUACAAACAUCAUGUUUUUGAAGGACAACAACGAGUGGAUUGUCAACGCGUCGAAUUGGGCGAAAUUUGCGACGACGGCGACGCUUGGAGUGUUGUUUAAAGGGCGCCAGAGUGAAGCAUUAGAGUUGAUGAGUCCGUAUACCGCGAAUGGGAAUGGUGGGAAGAGUGUUUAUGCACAGGCUGGACGUUUAUAUGCACUUGGAUUGAUCUUUGGAGGACAUGGGACGCAGAUUAUGCCGACAUUAAUCGACGAUUUGAAGCAAUCGAAGAACUUAAAGAAUGAAGUAGUUGAGCAUGGAGCGUGUUUAGGUGUUGGAUUAGCUGGGAUAGCUACUGAGGAUUUUGAGAUCUAUGAAGAGAUGAAAGAAGUGUUAAUGAACAAUGACAGUGCUGUAGCAGGGAUGAGUGCUGGACUUGGACUUGGGAUGAUAAUGAUGGGGUCUGGGAAUUUAGAAGUAGCUGAAGAGUUAGUAGUUCAUUGUCGAGAGACUGAGCAUGAUAAGAUCAUACGAGGGACUGGAGUCGGUGUAGGAUUAGUUAUGUUUGGGACACAAGAAAAGGCUGAUGGGAUAAUAGAGAUGAUGUUAAAUGAUUCGAAUCAUGUGAUGCGAUAUGGAGGAGUGUAUACGUGUGCAUUAGCGUAUUGUGGGACUGCGAGUGAAAAGGCGAUUAAUAAACUUCUUCAUUUUGCGGUGACUGAUCGAAAUGAUGAAGUCAAACGUGCAGCGGUGUUGUGUCUUGGCUUUGUGUUACUGAAAAAAGUUGAUGAACUUUGUAAGACGAUAUUAUUGUUAAUAGAUAGUUAUAAUCCACAUGUGAGAUAUGGAGCAGCUUUAGCGUUAGGGAUAGCUGGGUGUGGAUCAAACAAUUCGCAAAUCAUCAGUUUACUUGAGCCGUUAUUAAAAGACCCGAGUGAUUUUGUGAAGCAAGGUGCUUGUAUAGCGAUGGGAAUGGUAUAUCUCCAGACGUCAUUGAAAGAGAAUGGGAAGGUGGAUGACUUUGUGAAGAAUUUGCAGACGAAAAUCAAUUCGAAGAGUGAAGGCAUUUUAACGCAAUUUGGUGCGAUAGUUGGGCUUGGCGUAUUAAAUGCUGGAGGGAGGAAUUGUACGAUAUCGAUGUAUAACACGUUGGGUACAUUUAAUAUGAAAGCGGUGGCUGGGUUAGUGUUAUUCAAUCAGUAUUGGUAUUGGUACCCAUUCACUUUGGCCCUCAGCUUGUCGUUUGCGCCAACAACGAUUAUUGGAGUGACGCCGGACUUGAAAUAUGUCUCGACAUAUGAAUACAUCUCCAAUGCGCCAUCGUCGACGUAUGACUACCUCCCAAUGACAAAGCCCCCUGUCAAGACUGGCCAUGCUAAAAUGAAUCAAACGGUUCUUUCUUAUGCAAAGAAAACUCCACAAACACAAAUGAAUUUGUCGUCGAGUUUAUUAGUCUCCGACCGCAUGAAGAAUCAAAUUGUCGCAGAGACGCAAAUGGAAGAAGUCAAAGUCGAGGAGAAGCCAUUUUUGAAGCUUGUGAAUGGCAGUCGUGUAACGCCACGACAAUUCAGUGUGAUCCAAGAAGUCGAAGGAAGUCGUUAUGUCCCAGUAAAGAAGUUUGCGCGUGGAGUUUUGAUAUUAAAAGACACACAACCGACUAUCCCAAUGGAUGAAGAAGGCAUCAUUAAAGACCAAAAAGUCGAGGAAGACCAAAAGGGAGAUA
This is a messenger RNA of Entamoeba invadens IP1, 2644 nucleotides long. Its product is annotated as 26S proteasome non-ATPase regulatory subunit, putative. Gene Ontology annotation, molecular function: enzyme regulator activity. The transcript has a single exon. Gene Ontology annotation, biological process: regulation of protein catabolic process; proteasome-mediated ubiquitin-dependent protein catabolic process. The record is from RefSeq and is a predicted model, not a curated record. Lineage: Eukaryota; Evosea; Mastigamoebida; Endamoebidae. The annotation marks the transcript as partial. Gene Ontology annotation, cellular component: proteasome complex; proteasome storage granule; proteasome regulatory particle, base subcomplex.